Molecule: messenger RNA, 5779 nt
Organism: Sciurus carolinensis (gray squirrel)
Lineage: Eukaryota; Metazoa; Chordata; Mammalia; Rodentia; Sciuridae
Gene: Tmem132e
Product: transmembrane protein 132E
Exons: 9
Coding region: 1511-4729 (1072 amino acids)
Source: RefSeq, a predicted model, not a curated record
AGUGUGUCUCCCGAGUGUUUUACGGUGGAGCAGCCGGCGCGAGCGCCGAGGAGGCGGUGGCGGCGGUGGCGACGGCUUCGUGCAACUGUGGUUCCCCUGCCUCCUCUUCCUUAUUGCUCCUUGAUUCUUCUACUCCCCCUACACACGUCCAUGGGGAGCCGGCCCCCCUGCUGGCACCUCUCUGCUCGGCCUGAUAGGCACCAGCUGCCGCCUCCCCGGCCCGGGGCUGCGCAGGUGCCGUGUGCCCUGGCCGCUGGCUCCGCGCCGAUGUCUCGCCACCCGCAGCCGGGACUGGUGCGGUGAUCCUGUCGCCCAAACUGACUCCAAGAGAGCGAGAACCGAUGCCCUGCUGCACGGAGACAGCGGGCGAGCGGGCGUCCAGGGGCAGGGCGGGGGCGGCGGGGAGACGGAGGCGUCGGAGACUCUGAACCCCGGAAAAGUUCAAGGUUUGUGCAGGUCCCCCCAGGGAAGGCGAGGAGCGAGGCGGGGUAGCGCGCCUCUGCUGAUACAGCGAGACCCGCGAGGGGAGGCCGGGAGCUGCGGUGGGUUGGUGGAGCCCCUCUCCAUCCUACAACGUUUGUGGUCUGGAGACUGGAGUCGAUGCUCUGGGUAGGAAGGGCUCGGAUCAGGGCGCAUUAGCUGGCUUUCCCGCUCCCUCGUUUCUCUAAGCCCCAUUUCAUCUCCUAUGGGGCAGCGGGUCCCGGCCGCGCCACCCUAGCCUCAGACACCGAGCCGCUGCCGGGCCAGGAGGCUCAGGGCCUGCUUGUGAUGAGCGCGGGUCCUGGUCGAGACGUGCGAGAGAGCACUGGAGUCCAGGAGCGAACCCUGCGAGGGGACAAACAUCUGGCCACCCGCCUCGGGCAUUCGGUCUGGGCGUCGCCUAGGGUGGUGGCGAUCCACGUCGCCCGUCUCAGUACUGCACGGAAACUUUUCCUUCUCUGGAUGGAUUAAAGUUGCCUUGAUUUUCUCUUUGCGAAAGAAAUCAUUCAUUUGCACCCGACCUAGGAUUUUUAUACUGGGGCUGCUGCAGGGCUCUUGGAGGAAGAAAGCUGCGCUCUCCAUGUGGGGUUACCACCGAAACCAAGGAAAAAGGGGCUUCUGUUGGAAAUCUGCACCCUCGUGCGAGUUCAAAUUCAAGCUGGGCCGCGGGGCCAGGGAAUUCGGCGCUCGUCUCUAGGCAGCCCCCGGGACGUCCGCUGCCACCGGGCCCCGGGACUGCACGUGCGGCUCCCCCCUCGCCUCACAGAUCCUGCAGGGGGCACCAGCUGAGGGAGGUGGAGGCUCCUCCCGCCCGGAGCUGCGCCCCCACCAUCUCCGAGGGUGUAGCCGGUGGCGCCUGGGACGCCCCCUCCCCGCAAAGUGUCCCCGAAUUGCGCUUCCUGGCCCCCGAAGCUUAAACAGAGACAGCGGGACGCCACUGUCACACUGAGUUGGAUUUGACCAAGCCCAUCCUGGGGCCAAGUCAUCGUCGACUGUUGCCCCCUCGGACCCCUUCGGCCCCGCCUCGACCAUGGCCCCAGGGAUGUCGGGCCGCGGCGGCGCCGCCCUGCUCUGCCUUUCGGCGCUGCUCGCCCACGCCUCCAGCCGCUCCCACCCCGCCAGUCCCAGCCCGCCCGGGGCACAGGCCAGCCCGGUGCUGCCUGUCAGCUACCGCCUGUCGCACACGCGUCUGGCCUUCUUCCUGCGGGAGGCGCGGCCACCAUCGCCCACGGUGGCCAACGGCUCCUUGCAGCGCUCCGAGCCCUUCGUGGUAUUCCAGACCAAGGAGCUGCCGGUCCUCAACGUCUCCCUGGGACCCUUCAGCACCAGCCAGGUGGUAGCGCGGGAGCUCCUGCAGCCAUCCAGCACCCUGGACAUCCCCGAGCGCCUGACGGUCAACUGGAAGGUGCGGGCCUUCAUUGUCCGCGCCCGAGUGCCCGCCUCGCAGCCCGUGGCGCAGGUGCUCUUCUAUGUGGCCGGCAGGGACUGGGAUGACUUUGGCGUCACCGAGCGACUGCCCUGUGUCCGCCUGCAUGCCUUCAGGGAUGCCCGGGAGGUCAAGAGCUCCUGUCGUCUCAGCGGGGGGUUGGCCACCUGUCUCGUGCGGGCCGAGCUGCCCUUGGCCUGGUUUGGACCCCCAGCCCCCGCAGUGCCCCCGAGCGCCCGCCGCAAGUCCCCAGAUGGGCUAGAGCCGGAGGCGGCGGGGGAGAGCCAGCAGGCUGAGCUCUACUACACCCUCCAUGCCCCGGAUGCGGCGGGGGGCUGCGGGGGCUCACGGCGCGCACCUGGGCAGGGGAUGGGGGCCCGCGCCGAGAGCCCCACUCAGCACCCCUUGCUGCGCAUCGGGAGCAUCAGCCUCUUCCGCCCGCCACCCCGGAGGGCGCUGCAGGAGCAUAGGCUGGACAGUAACCUGAUGAUCCGCCUGCCCGACCGGCCGCUCAAGCCUGGGGAGGUGCUGAGCAUCCUCCUCUAUCUGGCCCCCAACUCCUCCUCGCCCUCCAGCCCCAGCGUGGAGCAUUUCACACUCAGGGUGAAAGCCAAAAAGGGUGUGACCCUUCUAGGCACCAAGUCACGGAGUGUCCAGUGGCACGUGACCUCAGAGCUGCUGACUGGGGCAAAGCACUCAACGGCCACUGUGGAUGUGGCCUGGGCCCAGGGCACGCCCCUGCCCCCCUGGGAGGGCCAGGGCCCUCUGGAGAUUCUGCAGCUAGACUUUGAGAUGGAGAACUUCACCAGCCACUCCGUCAAGCGGAGAAUCAUGUGGCACAUCGACUAUCGUGGCCACGGGUCCCUACCUGACCUGGAGCGGGCAGUCACGGAGUUGACAGUCAUCCAGCGAGAUGUACAAGCCAUUCUGCCCCUGGCCAUGGAUACAGAGAUCAUCAAUACAGCCAUCUUGACGGGCAGAACAGUGGCCAUCCCUGUGAAAGUCAUCGCCAUUGAAGUGACAGGCCUUGUGCUAGAUGUCUCCACCCUAGUGGAAUGCGAGUCCGACAACGAGGACAUCAUCAAGGUCUCCAGCAGCUGCGACUACGUAUUUGUGAGUGGAAAGGAGUCUCGAGGGUCCAUGAACGCCAGGGUCACCUUCCGCUACGACGUCCUCAGCGCCCCCCUGGAAAUGACAGUCUGGGUCCCCAAGCUGCCUCUGCACAUCGAGCUGUCAGAUGCUCGCCUCAGCCAAGUGAAGGGCUGGAGGGUACCCAUCCUCCCCGACCGCAGGUCAGCCCGGGAGAGCGAAGAUGAGGAGGAGGAGGAAGAGGAGCGGCGGCAGAGUGUGAGCCGAGGCUGUACCCUGCAGUACCAGCAUGCCACCCUGCAGGUCUUCACCCAGUUCCACACAACGUCGUCUGAGGGCACCGACCAGGUGGUCACCAUGCUGGGCUCAGACUGGUUGGUGGAGGUCACCGACUUGGUCAGUGACUUCAUGCGGGUCGGCGACCCCCGAGUAGCACACAUGGUGGACAGCAGCACGCUGGCUGGACUGGAGCCAGGCACCACCCCCUUUAAGGUGGUGUCCCCACUGACGGAGGCAGUGCUGGGGGAGACACUACUGACAGUGACAGAGGAGAAGGUCAGCAUCACACAGCUGCAGGCCCAGGUGGUAGCCAGCCUGACCCUCUCCCUGCGGCCCAGCCCUGGGAGCAGCCACACCAUCCUGGCCACCACAGCUGCACAACAGACCCUCACCUUCCUCAAGCAGGAAGCCCUUCUGAGCCUCUGGCUAUCCUAUAGUGAUGGUACCACGGCCCCACUCUCCCUUUACAGCCCACGGGACUAUGGGCUGCUGGUGAGCAGCCUGGAUGAGCGGGUGGCCACAGUCACCCCGGAUCGCGCCUUCCCGCUGGUGGUAGCUGAGGCGGAGGGGGCAGGGGAGCUGCUCCGCGCGGAGCUCACCAUCGCCGAGAGCUGCCAGAAAACCAAGCGCAAGAGUGUGCUGGCCACGACGCCCGUGGGGCUGCGAGUGCACUUUGGGCGGGACGAAGAGGACCCCACUUAUGACUACCCAGGCCCCAGCCAGCCAGGACCUGGUGGAGGUGAGGAUGAGGCCCGGGGAGCAGGUCCGCCAGGUACAGGGGGUCCUGCGCUGGCAGCCCCUGGACUGGGCACCUCUGCAGUGCCACCCACCGAAGACUUCUUGCCGCUGCCCACGGGCUUCCUGCAGAUGCCCCGGGGUCUGACCGACCUGGAGAUCGGCAUGUACGCUCUGCUGGGCGUCUUCUGCCUCGCCAUUCUCGUCUUCCUCAUCAACUGCAUCGUUUUUGUGCUGCGCUACCGGCACAAGCGCAUCCCGCCGGAGGGCCAGACCAGCAUGGACCACUCUCACCACUGGGUGUUCCUGGGCAACGGGCAGCCGCUGCGGGUGCAAGGGGAGCUCUCGCCUCCUGCCGGCAACCCGCUGGAAACCGUGCCCGCCUGUUGCCACGGGGACCAUCACAGUAGCGGAAGCUCACAGACCAGCGUCCAGAGCCAGGUGCACGGCCGCGGCGACGGCUCUUCAGGUGGCUCCGCCCGGGACCAGGCCGAGGACCCCGCCAGCUCUCCCACCUCCAAGCGCAAGCGGGUCAAGUUCACCACCUUCACUACACUGCCCUCGGAGGAGCUGGCCUAUGACUCAGUGCCUGCUGGCGAAGAGGACGAGGAGGAUGAAGAGGACCUGGGUUGGGGCUGCCCGGAUGUGGCGGGUACCAAGCGGGCGACUCCGCCCCCUGACCUGCACAAUUACAUGCGCAGAAUCAAAGAGAUUGCUUAGAGGCACCAAUCGGGGUGGCAGGAUGACCCUACAUGGUCUGCCUGGGUGGGACCCAGCAGGGACCCCCAGUUCACUCCGCAGGGCGGGCGGGUUGAUUUUAUACUCCCUGCCCCUGCAGCUUUGCUCUGAGCCGGUUGGUUGGCUCCCUACUCUGCCGUCCCCCACCUCCCCCGGUUACCCUCUCCUGCCCCCUGAGGGUUGUGGGCCCCUUCCUCCUGUGGCUUGCAAGGAGGGAAGCAGUCCUGGCUCUGUUCUAUCCUUUCCAAGCUUCUGCCGGCCUAGGCAGGCUGCCUGCCUCAGAAGUAGGGCCCUGAGGUCCAGCGUGGGGACCGCGGGCCCACAUUGUGCUGGGCCCUGUCUCCCACUCCCCUGUCCUCUCCCGUGCCCGGAGGACCUGGGGAAUCUUGUGUCACAGACUGCACAAGACUUUUCUCAAACCAAUAUUCAGGGAUUUUUGUCCUGCAGGGUGGGGAGGCAGGGGCUGCCUGCCUUGCCAAGGAUCUUGCUGCAGACAAAACAUUGGGGGGUCGGUGGACAGUCAUGGCAUCUGCUGGCAUCUGGGUGCCUCCCAGGGCCUAGAGCUGACUCUACAGAGGGGUCUGGUGCCAAACCAGCGCCUUCCUGGGUUCUCCUCAGGACUCCCUCCUGCCCCAAGGGCUGUGGACAGGGGCCCAAGCCGGAGGAGUUCCCAGUCCCUCUCUGACCAAACCAGACCCCAGAGCACUGUGGUCAGCAGGGCCCAGGGAGGCGUGGGUGCCUCCUGCCUCCCCCACUGCAAGGUCAACACUACUGCGCCUUAGCCGCCUCUGCUCUGCUCACCACCCUUUCCCUCUGCACCGCAGGGCAGGCAGCCACCACCACCCCGCCCCCAGGAAAAAGCAAUCCCUACAGGAGAUGAGGGCCCUGGGAGCACUGUGGGGGGCCGAGGGGCCGUGGAGGCCGAGGGAGCUGGCGCCUCCCCUGCCCCAUCCCACAGCCACUUUUCUCUUGGGUUCUACCCACCACUGUGUUGGAUUUUUCAUAAAUAAAUGGAGGCCAUCGGACUGGGGU